Messenger RNA from Sphenostylis stenocarpa, 1482 nucleotides. NCBI's taxonomy places the organism in Eukaryota, Viridiplantae, Streptophyta, Magnoliopsida, Fabales, Fabaceae. The record is from the annotation of a GenBank genome assembly.
AUGGCUUCCAAGCAAGAACCAAAGCUCCCUUUGACGCUUUUGGUGGACAAAGAAAGAAACUGCGUGGUUGCUGCUGAAGCAAGUGGAGAUUUCAUAGACAUUUUGUUCAGUUUUCUCACCCUUCCACUGGGAACUAUCAUAAGGCUUGUGUCAAAGAAGCAAGGGUGCAAUGAAGCAGAAGAGAUUGGUUGCUUAAGCAAUUUGUACCAAAGCUUGGAAAGUUCUGGUGAUAAGGUUUUCUGGAACUAUAUUUGCAAGAAAAUGUUGCUUUGUCCACGCAACCCUUGUGAAGCACUUUGCCAGAAACUGAAGCUGAAGUUGGAUGACACAAUGCCUAUGAGGUACUUCAUGUGUAGCAACAGGUGUAGAAGGGGUGGUGAUUGGUUCUUGAGUACUUUUGCUGAGGCUAGCUGCUACUGUGGGAAGCAGAUGGACAAAGAAAUGAAGCUGCAUGGAGAUUCUAACGAAGGAUCUCAUGGAGAUGGUGUUUUUGUUAAGGGCCGAACCAUGUACCUGAUCUUUGAUGAUUUAAAGGUGCUACAAAGCUCUCCUGGUAACACUGUUCAGCAACUUGUCCAACUUGGCUACAAAAACUUCCACAAGCUGACAAAGAAGUACCUUAAUGUUAGCACAAAGGAGAUUUUGGACUUGCUAAAGCAAGCAUUAACCUCCAAUUCUCCUCUUAGCGAUGUAUUCUUAGAAAGUGGAGGACUUAAGCGAGUGUGCACUUUCUCACCAAAACUUAGACCAGAAAAUCAAAAUCAAGGCUGGAUAAAUUAUAAUUCCAGUAUAAACCUGAAGGUAACAGUGAGAAAAUCAAAGAAAACAAUACUGUAUGCUGAAGCUGAGGGAGAUUUUGUUGAUUUUCUAUUCAGCUUCCUCACAACACCUCUUGGAUGUAUUCUAAAACUCUUGGAUGGAAACUUUUCUAUGGGGUGUAUGAACAACUUGUACAAAAGUGUGAAGGAUCUCAAUCCAUCAUGCUUCACAAAUCCUUCAGGCACUCCUUUACUGAACCUCAGGGUGGCUCCUCAAUUUGGUUUUAGGAGGCAGCCAACAAAACUUUGUGAAGAAUACACUCCUUGCUACUGGUAUGGCACAGGAGUGAUAAAAAAUAAUAUAUGCUUUGCCAUUGGGAAUGGAGUGAUUUCGAAGGACCAUAGCCUUAUAAAACAUCCAGGGGCUAUGAAACUUUUUGAUCCAAGAUCCUCUGACGGCACAAAAGAGUCCUCUUUGGGCUUUGUGAAGAGACCAUCACUAUUUGUUGUGUGGAAUGAUCUGCAAGUAACACCAUUGGCAAAUACUUCCAGCAUUUCAUUUCUGCAAAAGCUUAAUGUUCCACUGGAUGAUUUGGAGGAGCAUGAGCUGAGAAUUGAGGAGACAGAGGCACUAAACCUGUUGGGAGCUUCCUUGACUUCCAAAGCUGCUUUGACAGAAGGCCUGUUCUAUCUCCUGAAGCCAAAGAAACAAGCUAAAGCAUGA